AUGGCAGCAGUUCCAGUUGAAGAAGCCAUUGCAGCUUUAUCGACAUUCUCCCUAGAGGAUGAGCAACCAGAAAUACAAGGCCCAGCAGUUUUGGUGUCAACUGAAAGGGGAUCGACUAUCAGUCCAAUUGAAUAUAGCGAUGUUUCUGCUUAUCGUUUGUCUCUUUCAGAGGACACAAAAGCUCUCAAUCAGCUUAACACGCUUAUCCAGGAAGGGAAGGAGAUGGCAUCGGUGCUUUAUACAUAUCGCAGUUGCGUCAAAGCACUUCCUCAGCUCCCUGAUUCUAUGAAGCAUAAUCAAGCUGACUUAUAUCUAGAAACAUAUCAAGUUCUGGACUUGGAGAUGAGUCGGUUGCGUGAAAUACAACGAUGGCAAGCAUCAGCUGCGACUAAACUUGCUGCUGAUAUGCAACGGUUUUCCAGGCCUGAGCGACGGAUUAAUGGCCCUACAAUAACUCAUCUCUGGUCCAUGUUAAAGUUACUCGACGUCUUAGUGCAACUUGAUCAUCUCAAAAAUGCUAAAGCAAGCAUACCUAAUGAUUUCUCUUGGUACAAGAGGACAUUCACACAAGUCAGCGUUCAGUGGCCAGAUACAGAUUCUAUGAGGGAAGAAUUGGAUGAUUUACAGAUUUUUUUAAGCACGAGGUGGGCUAUUUUAUUGAACUUGCACGUGGAGAUGUUCCGUGUGAACAAUGUAGAGGAUAUCCUUCAGGUUCUUAUAGUCUUUGCUGUUGAGUCUUUGGAACUGGAUUUUGCCCUUCUGUUCCCUGAGCGACACAUGCUUCUCCGAGUGUUGCCUGUUCUUGUUGUUAUGGCAACGACAUCCGAGAAAGAUAGCGAGUCACUAUACAAGAGGGUGAAAAUCAAUAGACUGAUCAAUAUAUUUAAGAAUGAUCCAGUAAUUCCUGCAUUCCCAGAUCUUCAUCUUUCUCCAGCUUCAAUUUUGAAAGAAUUGUCCAUGUACUUCCAAAAGUUUUCCAGCCAAACUCGUCUUCUCACUCUUCCGUCACCUCAUGAACUCCCACCCAGAGAAUCACAAGAUUAUCAGAGACAUUAUUUGAUAGUCAAUCACAUCGGAACCAUCCGUGCUGAGCAUGAUGAUUUUGCUAUCCGUUUUGCCUCAGCUAUGAAUCAGCUUUUUCUGUUGAAAUCAACUGAUGGUGCAGAUGUUGAGUGGUGUAAAGAAGUUAAAGGCAACAUGUAUGAUAUGGUUGUUGAAGGUUUCCAGCUAUUGAGUAGAUGGACUGCACGUGUUUGGGAACAAUGUGCUUGGAAAUUUUCUCGCCCAUGCAAGGAUGUUGGUUCUUCAGAAUCAUUAGAGUUAUCACCAUCUUAUUCUGAUUAUGAGAAGGUUGUACGAUAUAAUUAUGGCGCGGAGGAAAGGAAAGCACUUGUUGAACUUGUUAGCUACAUAAAGAGUGUUGGAUCAAUGAUGCAGCGGUCUGAUACUUCGAUAACUGAUGCUUUGUGGGAAACAAUACAUGCAGAGGUCCAAGAUUUUGUUCAAAAUACAUUAGCUACCAUGUUGCGAACUACGUUUAGAAAGAAAAAAGAUCUCUCAAGGAUUCUUUCUGAUAUGCGGACCCUUUCAGCAGACUGGAUGGCAAACACAAGCAAACCUGAAUCUGAAUUUCAGUCUUCACAACAUGGAGGCGAUGAGAGUAGAGGGAGCUUCUUUUAUCCCAGGCCUGUGGCACCCACAGCAGCCCAGGUUCAUUGCUUGCAGUUUCUGAUAUAUGAGGUCGUGUCUGGUGGUAAUCUCAGGAAACCAGGGGGCCUUUUUGGUAACAGUGGGUCUGAGAUUCCUGCUAAUGACUUAAAGCAGUUGGAAACAUUCUUUUACAAGCUAAGCUUCUUCUUGCACAUAUUGGAUUACUCAGCAACUAUUGCAACUUUGACAGAUCUUGGUUUCUUAUGGUUUAGAGAAUUUUACUUGGAGUCUUCUCGUGUCAUUCAGUUUCCAAUAGAGUGCUCCCUUCCUUGGAUGCUAGUGGAUCACGUGCUCGAGUCUCAAAGUGCUGGUCUUCUUGAAAGUGUGUUGAUGCCAUUUGACAUUUAUAACGAUUCAGCACAGCAUGCACUGGUUGUGCUAAAGCAGCGCUUCCUCUACGAUGAAAUUGAGGCUGAGGUGGACCAUUGUUUUGAUAUAUUUGUUUCAAAAUUAUGUGAAACUAUUUUCACAUAUUACAAGAGCUGGUCUUCUAGUGAACUGCUUGAUCCUUCAUUCCUCUUUGCCUUGGACAAUGGAGAAAAGUAUUCUAUACAACCUAUGCGGUUUACUUCACUUCUAAAGAUGACUAGAGUGAAGUUACUUGGGAGGACAAUUAAUUUAAGAAGUCUGAUUGCUGAACGGAUGAAUAAAGUCUUCAGAGAAAAUCUUGAGUUUCUCUUUGAUCGUUUUGAGUCUCAAGAUCUAUGUGCCAUAGUGGAAUUAGAAAAGCUGGUAGAUAUACUGAAGCAUUCCCAUGAAUUACUUUCAAAAGAUCUUUCAAUAGACUCAUUCAGUCUCAUGCUAAAUGAGAUACAGGAGAACAUAUCUCUUGUGUCAUUUUCUAGUCGACUAGCUUCUCAGAUUUGGUCUGAGAUGCAAAAUGAUUUUCUGCCAAACUUUGUCCUUUGCAAUACUACUCAGCGUUUUAUCCGAUCUUCCAAAGUUCCUCUUGCUCCUGUACAAAAGCCAUCAGUUCCACAUGCCAAGCCAAACUUCUAUUGUGGUACUCAAGAUUUAAAUUCUGCACAUCAAAGUUUUGCGCGAUUGCAUAGUGGAUUUUUUGGGAUUCCACACAUGAUUUCUGUUGUUAAACUUCUAGGAUCUAGGUCAUUACCGUGGCUUAUCCGAGCACUGCUGGAUCAUAUAUCAAACAAGAUUGCUACACUUGAGCCUAUGAUCACAGGCUUGCAAGAAGCACUGCCGAAAUCAAUUGGACUUCUUCCUUUUGAUGGGGGUGUGACAGGAUGUAUGAGGCUAGUUAAAGAGAAACUCAGCUGGGAAACAAAACCAGAGCUCAAAGCAGAAGUUCUUCGCGGAAUAAAGGAGAUUGGAAGUGUAUUAUAUUGGAUGGGGCUCCUUGAUAUUGUUUUGAGAGAGUUGGAUACCACACAUUUCAUGCAAACAGCAGCUUGGUUGGGCUUGCUUCCUGGUGCAGAUGGGCAAACAUUGUAUUCACAAAAUGGUGGAGACAGCCCUGUUGUCAACCUCUUCAAAUCUGCUACAGCUGCAAUUGUGUCAAACCCUAGGUGCCCAAAUCCAACCUCCUUUUACACAAUGUCAAAACAGGCAGAAGCUGCAGAUCUUUUGUACAAGGCUAACUUAAAUACGGGAAGUGUGUUAGAAUACGCACUUGCAUUUACAAGUGCAGCAUUAGAUAAAUAUUGCAGUAAAUGGAGUGCUGCUCCAAAGACUGGGUUCAUUGACAUCACAACUUCAAAGGAUUUCUAUCGUAUAUACAGUGGCCUCCAAAUUGGAUAUCUGGAGCAGUCUGUUCAAUUACAGCCCAACAAUCAUGAUAUGCUGGGCGAUUCAGUUGCUUGGGGUGGCUGUACCAUAAUAUACUUGCUUGGGCAACAGCUGCAUUUCGAGCUAUUUGAUUUUUCAUAUCAAAUCCUAAACAUUGCCGAAGUUGAAGCUGCAUCAAUGACACAAACACAUAGAAGUCCCCAUUCUGGCCAGGGAUGGGAUACCAUGCUAGAAGCAAUGAAGAAAGCAAGGAGGUUGAACAAUCACGUUUUUUCGAUGCUGAAAGCACGUUGCCCUCUCGAAGACAAAACAGCUUGUGCUAUCAAGCAAAGUGGUGCCCCUCUACCUCGGAUUAAGUUUGAGAAUACUGUUUCUGCAUUCGAAACACUGCCGCAGAGAGGUACCUGAGCGAGUGCAUCCGUGUUCUCGUCGCGUAAUACACUUUGGAAAGACCAAAAAUUAUAUAUAGACAUCGCGUGAAGAUAGAUAAUGAAUGAUGGAUGAGGCUCAAAUGAUUCGUUGGUGGCAAUGGUGUCAUGCCAUUGUCUCUUAUGUUCUCGCCAGGGACCUUGUUUUUGUAUACUUUGCUCUUUUAGGUCUUCAUGAACCCUACUAAGAUUUGCAAUAUAUGUGCGAAUAGUCGAGUGCAAAUGUUUUAACAA
Hibiscus syriacus is the source of this 4118-nucleotide messenger RNA. RefSeq names its product protein PIR. The transcript has 30 exons. The record is from RefSeq and is a predicted model, not a curated record. The coding region runs from base 1 to 3864 and encodes 1287 amino acids. NCBI's taxonomy places the organism in Eukaryota, Viridiplantae, Streptophyta, Magnoliopsida, Malvales, Malvaceae. Gene Ontology annotation, biological process: cell morphogenesis; regulation of translation; regulation of actin filament polymerization. Gene Ontology annotation, molecular function: small GTPase binding; RNA 7-methylguanosine cap binding. Gene Ontology annotation, cellular component: SCAR complex.